AUGACACGGAAAACUACUGAUAUUAUAACAUCUAUAAACUCAGAAAAUAAGAAACAAGCCGAAGAAAAUAGGAAAAAGUUGAUCUCCAUUGUUGAAACCGUAAUCUUAUGUGGUCGUCAACAAAUAGCUUUAAGGGGUAAAAAUGAAACUGGAAAAAUAAAUUUAACAGAACCCCCCUAUAAUGAUGUCAACUUUCGGACAAUUUGGCGAUUUCGUGCAAGAUCGGGUGAUAUUUUCCUAAAGAAACAUAUUUUAUCCCAAACAUCCGACAGUCGAUCAAUGUUCACGUCGCCAACAAUACAAAACGAAAUUAUUGAUCUAUGUGGCAAUUUUAUUCAAGAAAAAGUUGUCAAUAGAAUAAAAAAUGCUGGGUUUUUCACUAUUCUUGCUGAUGAAACGCAAAAUAUAUCAAGGUACGAACAAUUAGCUUUAUGCAUUCGGUACGUAGACGAUUCUUCUGCAGAUGGUGUUUUCAUCAGAGAAGAUUUCCUUAGAGUUUGUGCAUGUAAAAGAUGUGACAGCUUCAGCAUUGGCCACCACCAUCAUGCAAUGUAUAAUUACUUUUGGAUUAGAUAUGGAGAUGUUAGUAGGCCCAAGAAUAUGAUGGCGUUGCUGUGA
Molecule: messenger RNA, 618 nt
Organism: Myzus persicae (green peach aphid)
Lineage: Eukaryota; Metazoa; Arthropoda; Insecta; Hemiptera; Aphididae
Product: 52 kDa repressor of the inhibitor of the protein kinase-like
Exons: 1
Coding region: 1-618 (205 amino acids)
Source: RefSeq, a predicted model, not a curated record